Choloepus didactylus (southern two-toed sloth) is the source of this 3046-nucleotide messenger RNA. It is a transcript of the gene CRYZ, whose product is annotated as crystallin zeta. The transcript is spliced from 9 exons. Gene Ontology annotation, cellular component: cytosol. Lineage: Eukaryota; Metazoa; Chordata; Mammalia; Pilosa; Megalonychidae. The record is from RefSeq and is a predicted model, not a curated record. Gene Ontology annotation, molecular function: zinc ion binding; NADPH binding; mRNA 3'-UTR binding. Bases 170 to 1159 code for a protein of 329 amino acids.
AGUGAAAAUGGGAGUGUGAUCCCCCCUGAAGCCACUGUGAAGCUCCCUGAGUGUCUGGACAUGGCACUUGCAGGUUCAGUAGCAAAUCUUACGGAGCUCCCCAGCACUGGAUAAGAAUCCGCUUUUUUCCAUCCAAUCUUAUCUUUGAAGAACCAGUGUCUAGAUCAUCAUGGCAACUGUACAGAAGAUGAUGAGAGCUAUUAGAGUUUUUGAAUUUGGGGGACCAGAAGUGCUGAAACUCCAGUCAGACAUUGCUGUACCGAUUCCAAAAGACCAUCAGGUUCUAAUCAAAGUCCAUGCAUGUGGUGUAAACCCAGUGGAGACAUAUAUUCGCUCUGGUACUUAUAGUAGAAAACCAGUCUUACCUUAUACUCCUGGCUCAGAUGUGGCAGGGGUAAUAGAAGCUGUUGGCUAUAAUGUAUCUGCUUUCAAGAAAGGUGACAGAGUUUUCACUACCAACACAAUCUCUGGGGGCUACGCAGAGUAUGCUGUUGCAGCAGAUCACACUGUUUACCCGCUGCCAGAAAAACUGGACUUUAAACAAGGAGCUGCCAUCGGUAUCCCGUAUUUUACUGCAUAUCGUGCUUUGCUUCACAGUGCCCGGGUGAAAGCUGGAGAAAGUAUCUUGGUUCAUGGGGCUAGUGGAGGAGUUGGACUGGCAACAUGCCAAAUUGCUAGAGCUUAUGGCUUAAAGGUUUUGGGCACAGCUGGUACUGAGGAGGGACAAAACAUUGUUUUGCAAAAUGGAGCCCAUGAAGUAUUUAAUCACAGAGAAGAUAAUUAUAUUGAUAAAAUUAAGAAAUCUGUUGGUGAAAAAGGAAUUGAUGUGAUUAUUGAAAUGCUAGCUAAUGUAAAUCUUAGUAAUGAUUUGAAUCUUCUGUCAUAUGGAGGACGAGUAAUAGUUGUUGGCAGUAGAGGCCGUAUUGAAGUAAACCCACGGGACACCAUGGCAAAGGAGUCUAGUAUAAUUGGAGUUACUCUCUUUUCAUCAACCAAGGAGGAAUUUCAGCAGUUUGCAGCAGCCCUUCAAGCUGGAAUGGAAAUUGGUUGGUUGAAACCUGUAAUAGGUUCUCAAUAUCCAUUGGAGAAAGUGGCCCAGGCUCAUGAAAAUAUCAUUCAUAGCAGUGGGGCUGCUGGAAAAAUGAUUCUUCUCAUAUGAUGAUUAAUUCUUCAUGGGUUUCCUAUAUAAUUAGAGGUUUUUUCCUCCUAAUUCUACUUACUGUUUUUGCUUUAAGUAGCAUUACUUUAUUCAAUCAGUUUCUUACAUUAUAAAAAUAUUUUUCUGAAGAAAUCAUGGGCAUUGGAGUAAAAUUCAUUUUUAUAACAUGCAAUAUUUUUUAUACUUGCCACUUCCAACCAAGGAGUCAUCAUAGUUGGAAGUAGAAUGUUGGUGGUCAUUUGACAUUUGGAUGCAUUCCAGAAAUUCCAAGCAGAUACCUGAUGAUUAAUUCCAAACCUAUGACUAAAACAUUCUAAUUCAAAAUACAACUGCUCAAUUUUCAAGAAUUUCUAGCUCACUUAUAAAGUUUCUUUAGUCUCUGAUAAUCCAGAAUUGUACUGGACUCUAGACUAAGAAAGACCCUUUUCCAAACUAAUUUCAUCUGAAUCUGCAAGUUCUUGGAAGCGCAAGAAUAAACAAUAUCUAGAGCCAUUAGCUUUUCCAAUAUUUCCCCAAAUAUUAGAACAGUCACCAUUUUAAUAGUUGAAUUCCAGUGACCCAUAUGUUUUCUGAGGACUUCAGCCUUAAUCUUUGGUAUAAUAUGUUACUAGGUACAUAUUCUCUACAUAGUUACUUCUUGAUUGAUUAUAUUUUCAAAGUAGAUUUAUAGUUAUCUGUUUGUGUGAUGGGGAUCAUAAAAUUUUGGCCAAAUUUGGCACAUUAAAAAUGAUCUGCUUUUGUUUUUGUAACAUUGUAACCUGCAAUAAAUUAUAUAGGAAAUUAAAAGCUGUUUAUCUAGUUUGUUUUUGUAUAGUUCUACAGUGAAAAUGAUUGCAAGACAUGUUUAUAAUUGCUUAUAAAUUGAAAUAAUUUUUCAAGAAUAAUGUAAGGUAUCAAGACAUAAGUAUCAGCACUCAGGGAAGAAAAUCUAUAACUUGUAUUGAUGCUCAUCUUUAGGUUCUUGCCUCAUACCACUUCUUUGAAGUCCCUGAUGGUUACUUCCUAACAGUGUUCUGUGCUGGAAGUCUUUAUCUAAACUAAAUGGAUGGAUAACUAUUUAGAAAACUUACCAUCAAUAUUUAUGUCCAAGGAAAUGAGGUUUUGUAGUUUAUUUUUUAUUUCUUUUUCUUCAUAUAAACACAGCCUCCUAUGACUGUUGUUAUAUUGUGUGAUAGAUUCUCUUGACUGGGUUUGUAUCUGUUGAAUGACAAUUUCUGUUUUGAUCAUGAAAUUCUACUUCUGUAAUGAAUAGAAAGCACUGCUUAUUUCUGUAAUGGAGGGUGUCAUUGGUUUCUUACUGUCAAUGCCAUGGCUGAAGUGUUUUUGCUAUUAGUGUUUUCUGACUUUAUUCACUAUUUAUUUUAUAAGUUAACCAACCUGUGGAAUAACAUGUAAGAAAAAAGUGUUUAAAAGAAAGUAUUGUCUUGAAUCUAGAGGUUAGCAUUUUAUGUACAUCUUCAAAUGGAGGACACCCCCCCAACACAUGCAAAAAGAUAAAAGAAUAAUUAUUCUGUAAAAGUAGUUGAAUCUGUUUGCACUUUUGCCUCAUCCAAACAAUGAGCUAAAACAUUCUCAGCUCAUUUUGCAAUUUUAACAUUUUCUUGUUAACAUUUUGCAAUCCAUUGAUAUAGUUCAGUCAAUGGAAAGUAAAAACUAGCCAAACUUUAUGCAUUAAUUACCAUAUUUAUGAUUAUGUUACAUUAAGUAUGUUACCUGCACAAAUGUCCUGGUAAUUCCAGUUCUAGUCUUGCCCCAACUUUUCAACCAACUACAUUCACUGUUUAAUUGGUACCUGGAGCCUACGGGCUGCUGUAUCAGUCACCAGUCCCUGUCCCUGAUGGAAAGUAGAGAAAAACCUUUAGAAUAAACAAACAUUGAAAUCCCUCA